This is a messenger RNA of Phacochoerus africanus (Common warthog), 2054 nucleotides long. It is a transcript of the gene SLC30A10, whose product is annotated as solute carrier family 30 member 10. The coding region runs from base 31 to 1509 and encodes 492 amino acids. Gene Ontology annotation, biological process: detoxification of zinc ion; intracellular zinc ion homeostasis; zinc ion transmembrane transport. NCBI's taxonomy places the organism in Eukaryota, Metazoa, Chordata, Mammalia, Artiodactyla, Suidae. The transcript has 4 exons. Gene Ontology annotation, molecular function: zinc ion transmembrane transporter activity. The record is from RefSeq and is a predicted model, not a curated record. Gene Ontology annotation, cellular component: membrane.
GCGGCGCCGAGCCAUCGGUCGCGCAGGGAGAUGGGCCGCUACUCGGGCAAGACGUGCCGGCUGCUCUUCAUGCUUGUGCUCACCGUCGCCUUCUUCGUGGCCGAGCUGGUGUCGGGCUACCUGGGCAACUCCAUCGCGCUGCUGUCCGACUCUUUCAACAUGCUGUCCGACCUGAUCUCGCUGUGCGUGGGCCUGAGCGCCGGCUACAUCGCGCGGCGCCCCCGCGGGGGCCUGGGCGCCACCUACGGCUACGGCCGCGCCGAGGUGGUGGGCGCGCUCAGCAACGCCGUCUUCCUCACCGCGCUCUGCUUCACCAUCUUCGUGGAGGCCGUGCUGCGCCUGGCCCGGCCCGAGCGCAUCGAUGACCCGGAGCUGGUGCUCAUCGUCGGCGCCCUGGGGCUGGCGGUCAACGUGCUGGGGCUGCUCAUCUUCCAGGACUGCGCCGCCUGGUUCGCCGGCUGCGGCCGCCGCCGCCGCCGCCCACAGCUUCAGCAGCAGCAGCAGCAGCAGCAGCAGCAGCGGCCGGCCGGGGGCGGCAUCCCCUGCGCUUUCGGGGAUCCUCCGGGCGCCGAGGGCCGCUGGCCAGCCGCCGCCCCGCCGGCUCCCGGCCGAGACUCGGCCGUGACCCUCCGCGCGGCCUCGCUGGACAGGAAGGUCGAGAAGGGGGCGACCGUGUUCUCAAACGUAGCAGGUGACUCCCUGAACACCCAGAAUGAACCAGAAGAGAUGAUGAAAAAGGAGAAAAAGUCCGAAGCCCUGAACAUCAGAGGGGUGCUCUUGCACGUGAUGGGAGACGCGCUGGGGUCAGUGGUUGUGGUGAUCACAGCCAUCAUAUUCUACGUGCUUCCCCUGAAACGGGAGGACCCGUGCAACUGGCAGUGCUACAUCGACCCCAGCCUGACUGUCGUCAUGGUCGUCAUCAUCUUGUCCUCCGCCUUCCCGCUCAUCAAGGAGACCGCUGCCAUUCUGCUGCAGAUGGUCCCUAAAGGCGUCAACAUGGAGGAGCUGAUGAGUAAACUGUCUGCGGUGCCUGGAAUCAGCAGUGUUCACGAAGUCCACAUCUGGGAACUUAUAAGUGGGAAGAUCAUUGCCACUCUGCACAUCAAGUGUCAGCAGGACAGGGGCGAUCAGGAUGCCACUAGAAAGAUUCGAGAAAUCUUCCACAACGUGGGAAUCCACAGCGUGACCAUCCAGUUGGAGAAGGUGGACCUGAAGGAGGCCCUGGAGCACAAGGACCUGCAGGUGCUCUGCAGCUCGCCCUGCAUCUCCAAGGGCUGUGCCAAGCAGCUGUGCUGUCCCCCAGGGGCACUGCCACUGGCCCACGUCAACGGCUGUGCAGAGCACAACGGCGGUCCCCCACUGGACACGGUGCCCGCGGAUGGCCUCGGUCGACGAGAAACAGCAGACGUGGCUGUUGAAGUACCUUCGGGAGGUUGUCUAAGUGGCUACGGACAAGCGCUUAGCAAAACUCAGGAGAACUCGCAUUGUGUCAACAGCACGCAUUUUUAAUCUGGUGCCUGCACAAGUAAGACUGUAUAGAUAAGGCAUUUUGGAACCACUAGCCUGGCUUGUGGCACGAGCUUUGUGGGUUGUGGGCACCAAUCAGCCCUCAGUGUGCAAGCUCCGUGUUCACUAAGGGGUUGGCUCUUGGGGGUGGUGGUUGAUUGCUGUGUGGCUGAGAACCCUUCACACCAUCCUGGGUGUUUCACGGCGCUCUCCAACCCUUCCGUUUGAACACCUGUUUUCUGAAGUACAUGCACUAGGUCGCCCCAUCAGGGACGUCGAAGGCCGUGGGACUCAAUGGCUGUGGGCACAGGAUUCACAGUAGUUUGUUUUUCAAAUCGAUUCGACCUUCUAGCUGACUCUCAGGUGAGGUCAUACCAAGUACGCGGAAAAACCUUCCGAACCAUGAUCGAAUAGCUCGAACUGUAAUUCUUUCUAGCAGACUUCUUUCCCAUUCUGCUAGAAGAUCACCAAAAAGGAAAGUUAGGUGGUCCUGCAGAAAAUUUUUUUCUUUGACUCAUUUUUGAAUAAAUGUAAAGUGCAUACCUAGU